CCUACUUUAUGGCUUUAGAAUGACUUAGACGUUUCAAAUUUGAGACUAAUAUUCAUUUUAUAGUGUACAUGGCCUUGUUUUGUCGAAUAUUAGGCGAAAUUAACAUCAACUGUGAUAAUUAGAGAGGCAAAAAUUAAAUUAACACUGCUGUGAACUUAGCUGCAGGUGAAAAAGCAGUUGAUUAACUACUCACCAGAUGGCGCAGUGUACUCGUGAUGUUGUUACAUACUGUAAGGGCGUGUGAGUGCUUGUGUAAAAAAUUAAGUGUUUCGUGAUAUUUCAAGCGCUAAUGGACAACAAAAUUGGUAUAAUACAAGUUGAAAUGUGAAGAAGAAGAACAAAAGGAAACACGCCAAAACUGUGCCUUAAUUAGUUAUAAACAAGUGCCUAUAGAAGCGAGGAGUGCAUACGAACGACAAUUUACGAAAAAACGAAUUUAUUACUUGGGAUCGAGCGGCCGUCCACAGGAAGCAUCGUCGGGCGCGUGACGCCUGCGCGAGCGCAUCGAACACGCGCUACAGGACAGCUGGAGACGGCUGACAUCUACGAGAUCUGGUUCAUUUCAAAGCCGGCCCCGCCAUCGAUCCUUUAGCCACGAGAGACGAAGACCCAACCAAGAGCAUAGGAGGAGCAGUGCCCACUCCUUAGACCUUGAACAACAGACAGCUACUAUACACAGAGCGCGUUCCCUAUCCAAGAUGGCGACGCUGUCUCUAAAGAUAUCACUCGAGGGUGGUAAGGUGGUUAAGACCAUCCAGUUCGACCCCUCGACCAGCGUGUACGACGCGUGCCGAAUCAUACGAGAGAAGAUUCUGGAAGCGAAUGCCAAUGAUCCCAAAGAGUACGGACUGUUCCUCGCUUCAGAGGAAGACAACAAAAAGGGCAUCUGGUUGGAGGCGUCCCGCAGUCUGGACUAUUACAUGCUAAGGAAUGGAGAUUUGCUGGAGUACAAUAAGAAGACCAGAAAUCUCAGGGUUCGAAUGUUGGAUGGUACCGUCAAAACGCUGCUCGUCGACGACAGUCAGAUAGUUGCAAACUUGAUGGUCGUCAUUUGCACCAAGAUCGGCAUCACCAAUUACGACGAGUAUGGACUGGUCCGCGAAGAACAGAAAGAGGAGGCGGAUCCCUGCGAGAAGCCCAACUACGGAACCUUAACGUUGAAGAGACGGCAUCAAGAAAAGGAGCGUGAUGCGAAGAUGGAGCAGCUCCGGAAGAAACUACGGACUGAUGAUGAAGUGAACUGGGUGGAGGGCUCGAAGACGCUGCGCGAACAGGGCGUGGAGGGCUCGGAGACGCUGCUGCUGCGGCGCCGGCUGUUCUUCUCGGACCGCAACGUGGACUCGCGCGACCCCGUGCAGCUCACGCUGCUCUACGUGCAGGCGCGCGACGCCAUCCUGGCCGGCACGCACCCCAUCACGCAGGACAAGGCGUGCGAGUUCGCUGGGAUCCAGUGUCAGAUACAGUUCGGAGAUCACAAGGAAGACAAACACACAACUGGAUUCUUGGAUUUAAAAGAAUUCCUCCCGGCAUCAUACGUGAAGGUGAAGGGUAUAGAGAAGAAAGUAUUCAAGGAGCAUCGCAAGCACGCCGGCCUCAGCGAGCUGGACGCCAAGGUGCUCUACACCAAGAGCGCCAGGGACCUCAAGACCUACGGCGUCGCCUUCUUCCUCGUGAAGGAAAAGAUGAAAGGCAAGAAUAAGCUCGUGCCGCGACUGCUCGGCGUGACGAAGGACUCCGUGCUGCGACUGGACGAGAAGACCAAGGAGGUGCUGCAGACCUGGCCCCUCACCACCGUGCGGCGCUGGUGUGCCAGCCCCAACACCUUCACGCUGGACUUCGGUGACUACAGCGACCAGUACUACAGCGUGCAGACGACGGAGGCGGAGCAGAUCCUGCAGGUGAUCGCGGGCUACAUCGACAUCAUCGUGCGGCGCCGCCGCGCGCGCGACCACCUCGGCAUCGAGGGCGACGAGGGCUCCGCCAUGCUCGAGGACUCCGUCUCGCCCUCCAAGGCGAACAUCAUCCAGCACGACACGUUCAAGUCGGGCAAGGUGAACACGGAGUCCGUGGCCAAGCCCGCCGUGCUGCGCCCCGGGGCCGAGGGGGCGAAGUCGUUCGCGGUGGGGCACCUGACGGGCGCGCAGCAGACCACGGUGUCCGGCCAGGCCAUCACGGGACACGCGCCGCCCUCUACGACCCAAAUCCAACAAACGAAGGUUACAUCGAUACUGACUGAGCCCCAGCGGGCGCUGCUGUCCACCAUCACCAGUGGCAAGGAAAUCAUCAAGCAGACCGAGGAGGGACUCACCAGGGCGUCGCUGCCGGCGCUGGGGCAGGACGCCGGCUCCGUGAAGUGGAAGCGCGUGAAGCUGGACAACAGCAAGCAGGUGGUCACCUCGCACAUCGCCGCCAUGAACGCCGCCACCGCGCAGGUCGUCACGCUCACCGCCGGCCCCACGGAGGAGGUGGACCACACGGCGGUGGGCGCGGCCAUCACGACCAUCACGACGAACCUCCCGGAGAUGACCAAGGGCGUGCAGCUGAUCGCGGCGCUGCUGGAGGACGCGCCGGACGGCGAGCGCCUGCUGGACGCCACGCGCGCGCUGUGCUGCGCCUUCUCCGACCUGCUGCGCGCCGCCGAGCCGCACGCCAAGGAGCCGCGCCAGAGCCUGCUCAACGCGGCGUCGCGCGUGGGCGAGGCGUCGACCAGCGUGCUGCACACCAUCGGGGAGGAGACCGACGAGGACAAGGAGACGCAGGACAUCCUGCUAUCCUUGGCCAAGGCGGUCGCCAACACCACCGCGGCUUUGGUCCUGAAGGCGAAGAACGUGGCCGCUCUGUGCAAGGACGAGCAGCCGCUGCAGAACAGCAUCAUCGCGGCCGCCACGCACUGCGCGCUCGCCACCAGCCAGCUCGUCGCCUGCGCGAAGGUGGUAGCGCCGACUCUUCACAACCCCGCCUGCAGGGAGCAGCUCACCAGCGCCGCUCGCCAAGUGGCCCAGGCGGUGGAGAAGCUGGUGACGGCGUGCCAGCAGGCCCCGGAGUCCGCGGGCCCCGGAGUGGAGCAGCUGACGGCGGCCGCGCAGCGGGUGUCCGAGGAGCUCGAGAGGCUCCUGGCGCACUGCGACCUAGGUGAGCCCCGGCCGACCGCCGCCGGCGACCCCGCGAGCCCCCCUAACGGCCCCGUGCCCGCAGACCGGCGCGCGCAGGCCACGGUGCUGGAGCAGGCGGUGGAGAGCGUGGUGAGCGCCAGCGAGCGCGUGGCCGACGCGCCCGACGCGCCCGAGAUGGUGCGCCGCGCGCGCCUGCUGGGCCACGCCACGGCGCGCCUCAUCGCCGACAUCAAGACGGAGGCCGAGAAGCAGCCUUCGGACACCCAGUGCAAGCUGCUGGCGGCCGCCAAGCUGCUGGCCGACGCCACCACCCGCAUGGUGGAGGCGGCGCGGCUCUGCGCCUCCUCCCCACAGGAUCGCGAGAAGCAGGAGGCGCUCCGUCGCGCUGCCAAGGAGCUGCGUUUCAUAACCGUCGACUACGCACAGGGACAGGACAUCGUCAGCUCGCAGCUAGCGCGACUUACUGAGAGCGCCCGCCAGGCGACGUCGAGCGCGACGCAGCUGAUCACGUCGGCGCAGAACGCGACGCAGUACAACACCAACAAGUACUCGCAGGAGAGCCUGCUGUCGGAGUGCGGCGUGCUGGGCGAGCAGGUCCCGCGCGUGACGCAGGCGGUGCGCAGCGCGGUGGCGCGGCCCGGCGAGCCCGCCGCGCACCUCGACCUCAUCACCGCCGCCGAGACCUUCCUGCAGCCGAGUGGUCACGUGAUACAGGCGGCGCGUGGAGUUCUGCCCACCAUCAACGACGUCCCAACCGCCAAGCAGCUGGCCGACACCACUCACCAGUUCACGACCAGCUGUGCCGACCUCAGGUCGGCCGUGAGUCGCGCUCGCGUGUCGUGCAAGGGGCUGGAGCUGGACGCGGCGGCCGAGAUCAUCCGCAGCCUGCAGGCCGAGCUCGACGAGCUGGAGGAGGCGGCGCGCGCGCUGGAGCUGCGCCCGCUGCCCGGACAGACGGCGGAGUGGGCGUACAGCGGGCUGCAGAGCGCGGGGCGCAGCGCCGCGUCGGCGUCGGCGCAGCUGGCGGGCAGCGCGCGGCGCGGGGAGGGCGCGGCCUGCGCGCGGGCCGCCGCCGACCUGGCCGGCGCGCUGCGGGACUUCGCCCCCCCGCUGCGCGCCGCGCUCGCCGUGGCGCCGCAGCACAACCGGCACCGAGUGAUAACAUCGGGUCGACAAGUCCUGCACUCGUCGCUGACCCUCGUGGAGACCGUGAAGCACCAGUUGGCCAGCUCCGAGGAAGUUGACACUUCCAGAAUAAUGGCUAUCGCUAAAGAUGUCUCUCAGGGCAUAGAACAAACGAUCGAGUCGGUACCGUCGACCGCGGAGCUGGACGCCGCCAUGGAGAGCAUCAACCAGACUCUGGACAUACUCGACAUGGGCGAGUUCCCGCUCACAGACAAGAGCUACGGCACGCUGCAAAACGAGCUGAACGGAGCGGCGGCCGGGCUGAGCGGCGCGGCGGCGGACGUGGCGUCGGCCGCGGAGGGGGGCGCGCUGGCGCCGGCCGCCGAGCACUUCCAGCACGCCUUCGACCGCCUGGCCGCCGUCUGCCUCGACAUGGCCGGCCAGACCGAGGAAGUGGAGAGUCGUACGCAGAUGGUCAGCUCGCUUAAGACGGUCACCAUCAACUCGUCCAAGCUCCUCGGCACCGCCAAAUCAGUCAGUCAGGAUCUGACCCGACCGAAUGCGAAGAACCAGCUGACGGACGCGGCGCGCGCAGUCACUGAGAGCAUCAAUCACCUUGUGGACGUGUGCACGGAGGCGGCGCCGGGACAGAAGGAGUGCGCCGCCGCCAUCCGCAGCAUGGAGAGCUGCCGCCCGCUGCUAACUGCGCCCUCGCAGCCGCUCAGCGAGCUCGGGUACUUCGCCUGCCUCGACGCGGUCGUCGAUCAGAGCAAGCUGCUGAGCGAGGGCAUGUCGGGCAUGGCGAGCGCGGUCAAGAAGGCGGAGGCCGAGCCGUUCGCGCGCAGCGUGGCCGCCGUGGCGUCCGCCGUGCACGGGCUGGUGGAGUGCAUCGCGCAGGCCGCCUACCUGGUGGCGGCGUCCGACGAGACGUCGACGGCGGGCCGCGCCGGGCUGGUGGACCGCGCGCAGUUCGCGCGCGCCGCGCAGGCCAUCGAGCAGGCGUGCGCCACGCUGGCCGAGCGCUCGGCCGAGCAGCCGCGCGUCAUGGCGGCGGCCACGGCCGUGGCGCACCACACCAGCGCGCUGUGCAACGCGUGCCGCGCCGCGUCCGCGCGCUGCGCCGAGCCGCGCGGCCGCCGGCACUUCGUGCAGGUGGCCAAGGACGUGGCCGAGUGCACGGCCGCGCUCGUCAAGGACAUCAAGGCGCUGGACGCCGACUGGAGCGACCGCAACCGCGCGCGCUGCGCCGCCGCCACGGGCCCGCUGCUGGACGCCGUGCGCAGCCUGCGCCAGUUCGCCGACAGCCCCGAGUUCGCCGCCGUGCCCGCGCGCCUCUCGCACAGCGCGCGCGAGCGCCAGCAGCCCGUGCUGGCCUGCGGACGCGACAUCAUCACGUACUCGUGCGCGAUGGUGGAGGCGGCGCGCGCGCUGGCGCUGAGCCCGGCCGAGCGCACGCAGUGGCACGCGCUGGCGGCGCACAGCAAGUCCGUCUCGGACACCGUCAAGAACCUCGUCUCCGGGAUACGCGAAAUGGCUCCCGGUCAGCGAGAGUGUGCGACCGCCCUGGACACGCUCAAUAAGCAGCUCCGCGAGCUGGACCAGGUGGCCUUGCAGGCUGUGGGGCUUGAGUUGCAGCCGAGACACGUUAACACACUUCAAGGUUACUCCGAGCAGAUAGAGAACAGCGCCGCGGAGAUGCUGGAGAGACUGGAGCCGCUGCGUGUGGCGGCUCGCAGCGAGGCCGAAAACUUAGGGCACGCUGUCACGCAGCUGGUGUCGUACGCCGAGCCCCUAGUGAGCGGCACGGCGGGCGCGGCCUCGCACACGACGGACUCGGCGGCGCAGGCUGCGCUGCUGCAGCACGCGCGCACCGUGCUGGAGACGCUGGCGCUGCUCGUGCACGCCGCCAAGCAGUCCGCCGGGAACCCCAGGGCGGUGUCGGCGCACGGCGAGCUGGACGCGCAGGGCGGGCUGGCGCGCGCGGCGCUGGGCGAGCUGACGGCGCACGUGCGCGAGCUGAGCACGCAGCGCGGCGCCGUGGGGCCGCUGCUGGAGGCCGUGGCGCGGGCCGUGGCGCGCCUCACCGAGCACCGGAUGUCACUGAUCGGUAGCUACGAUGAGACGGACUCGUUCGUGGACUACCAGACGAGGAUGGUCGGUGCCGCGAAGGACAUUGCAAGAUUGGCCACCGAUAUGACGGCAAAAUCGGCCACGGAACCCUCCAAGCUGGUGGAGGUCGGCAACGAAAUGUGCGGGAAGUAUGAGAAGCUAGCGGCCGACAGCGUGGGCGCCUCUGCCACCACUCCUAAUGCGGAUAUAGCCAACAGGAUCCGCGUGUCAGCGGUGGAGCUGGGCGAGGCGGUGUCGGAGCUGGUGCGCGCCGGCGGGCGCUGCCGCCUGUCCGCCGCGCCGCCGCAGAGGCGCGCCGUGGCCGACGCCGCGCGCGCCGUCAACGAGAAGGCGGUGGCCGUGCUGAGCGCGCUUCAGGCGGGCUCCCGCGGCACGCAGGCCUGCAUCGACGCCGCCGCCACCAUCGCCACCAUCCUCGGGGACCUCGACACCACCAUCCUCUUCGCGAGUGCAGGUACACUUCAAUCGGACAAGGAAGGCGAUACAUUCUCUAACCAUCGGGAGAACAUUCUAAAAACUGCCAAGACCCUGGUCGAGGACACCAAGACCUUGGUCGGAGGUGCUGCAGGCAGCCAGGAGCAGCUGGCUGCUGCAGCCCAGAGCGCAGUCAGUACUAUCGUGCAACUGUGCGAGGUGGUGAAGCAGGGCGCCACGUCGCUGAGCGACGGCGGCGCGGAGCCGCAGGUGCUGGUGCUGCACGCGGCGCGGGACGCGGCGGCCGCGCUGCGGGACCUGGCCGCCGCCACCGCCGCCGCCAGCGGCAAGCACGUCGCGCACCCCGACAUGCAGCGCCUCAAGCACGCCGCCAAGCGUUUGUCGGAUCCGAAGCGUUGGAGCCUACCCGUCAAAACUAACACUAUACCUAGAAGCAAGCGACGCUCUAUUAACAUAAGGGAUUACAAUUCGUGCGAUUCAGAGACGGAUAUAUUCCAAUCUGAUCAAGAAGAUGAACUAAUAAAACUCCUAGACUACUCUAGCCACGAUGAUGACGUGUCUCCGACGAUAUUUCACGAUAGUUGUGAAGAAAUGAUCUCGUAUAUUGAGAGUAAAAUGUUAAAACCAUCACCGAGACUCAUCAACGACGAUGUCAAUAUGAGAUAUAAUCUGACAUCGAGGAAUAGUCUUUUCGAUAUGGAAUGGCGCGUACUGAAAUACGGGGAGAGCAUAUUCCUGGGGGAGCUACGAAAAUUGGUCGAUUUAUGUGUCGACUCCUUUGAUAAAGCCGAUAGUAGAAAGAGAAGAAACGCCCAAGACGCUAAUAAACCUAGCACAGACCUAGACAUUGAGAUGAAGAGGCUGUCGCAGGUUAUGGACGAUUUAGAUUGGCAGGAUGUUGUUAAUGAGAACGUCAGAACAACAGUAACGACAACGGUACACAGCGUGUCCAAAAAAUCUAAAUUCGAGAAGCCUAAAUUAAAAAGUCCAGUAUUUAAAGUUAAAAAGGUGAAACCGAUUAACUUAACAGUCAAUGUGGAGCUUAGUGCGGAGCCGAAAUCGUCUCAAAAUGAUAUAAAAGAUCAAACAGACGAUAUUAAAGUAAAUAAAGUUGAAAUCCAUAAAGAAAAUAAACAUUACUUCUGGAACAUGUUCAAGGAUGAUACCGAAUGGUGGAAGGCUCUGGCAAAACGUAAUUUAGACAAAAUGGAAGAAACGAGACGUGAAUUGGAACGUUUCAGCGGACAUGAGCUGGUUCUGGGCGAGAUAAAGACGGAAAUAGACAAAUAUGAGAGAGAGAAAGAGACAUUGCAAAACUUUAUCGAAGAAGUUGACAAAUCUAAAGCAGUCAAUAAAGAUUUAGAAUACGACCAGAAGUAUGAAGAUAUGGUCUUAAAAUUAAUAGAAUUCGCUAAGAAAGACUUUGUUUAUAAGGGUUUCGAUCCUCUCAUUGAGAAAUUAAAACUCUUAUCCAAUAUACAUGUUGAAGGACGAAAGAAAAAGCUCGUCAAUAUUGAGGAAAUAAUCGACGUCUAUACAAAGAUUGAUAUAUCCAAAUACACAUACGAAGAACUUUGCUUGUUGGAGAAAUAUUACAAAGAAAUUAUCAGGAAAUACAAAAGUGAGACGCGUCGGAAAGAGAAUAUUAUUCCCAUUGAACAAGUCAAUAGAGAAAAUAUCACACGAACAGCUCCCCCCAAUAGUAACGAGAACAUUACCGUCGAACGUUCCAGACACAAUUUACUAGCAACGAUAAACGAUUACAGUACACGAAGUAUCUCAAAGAGCAACACUUUAAAAAGAGAUAACGUCGGAAAUAAUUUGGAAAUCUUCGACCUCACACGAACUUACCCUAGCGAAUAUUACGCGAACAACUGGUGGAAAAUUUACGAAGACGUUCUCAAAAAUCGGGAACAACAAUUCGGCAGUAUCGAUAAUUGGUGGAGUUUCUACGAAGCGAUGUUGAACAGGGGAGACACGAGUGAUGACGACUUGAGACGAAUACGCGCGAUCGUCGAAAGUAGACUAAAGAAACGACCAAACAGUCGAAUGGAGGAGCAGCUAAAGAUGCUAGACGAAGUGAAGAACGCGCAGUUCCACGAGAGCGAGGACGUGGCGACCAGCGGAAACGAAUCGGUGAUGGUGACCAAUGUGACGUCACUGCUGAAAACCGUGAAGGCGGUGGAAGACGAGCACACUCGUGGCACCCGAGCCCUGGAGUCGACCAUUGAGGCCAUAUCCCAGGAAAUCGAGGUGCUGAUGUCGCCGGCGGCGCCCAAGAACACGGCGUCCGUGGAGGAGCUGAUGCGCUGCACGCGCCUCAUGACGGCCGCCACCGCGCGCGCCGUGGCCGCCGCCGGGCAGGACCAGCUCGUGGCCGCCGCCAACCUGGGUCGCCGCACCGUGCUCGACAUGCUGGCCGCCGCCAAGGGCGCGGCGCACGGCGCGGAGACGGAGGAGCUGCGCACGCGCACGCUGGCGGCCACGCAGACGGCGGCCGAGGCCUACCGCGCGCUGCUGGCGGCGCUGCUGGCGCCCGGCGCGCGCGCGCAGCUGCCCGAGCUCAGCCGCCGCGUGGCGCGCGCCGUGGCCGACAUGCUGGCCGCCGCCGACCUGCUCAAGGGCUCCGAGUGGGUGGACCCGGCCGACCCCACGGUGAUCGCGGAGCAGGAGCUGCUGGGCGCCGCGGCCUCCAUCGACGCGGCGGCGCGCAAGCUGGACGCGCUCCGCCCGCGCGUCGCCCCCAACACCCAGGAGACGGACGAGAAUUUGAACUUCGACGAGAUGAUCCUGGAGGCGGCCAAGUCUAUCAUCGCGGCGACCUCCGCUCUCGUGAGGGCCGCAUCCGCCGCACAGAGGGAACUCAUUGACCAGGGCAAGGUGGCCCGCCGGCCGGCGUCGUCGUCGGACGACGGUCAGUGGUCGGAGGGACUGGUGUCCGCGGCGCGACUGGUGGCGGCGGCCGCUCACGCUCUGGUGGAGGCGGCCAACGCCCUCGUGCAGGGAGCCGCCUCCGAGGAGAGGCUCAUAUCCAGCGCCAGGCAGGUGGCCUCCUCCACGGCGCAACUGCUGGUCGCCUGCAAGGUGAAGGCGGACCCCACGUCGGAGUCCACGCGGCGCCUGCAGGCGGCGGGCGCGGAGGUGAUCCGCUCCACCGACAACCUGGUGCGCGCCGCGCGCGACGCCAUCACGUGCGACGACGAGCGCAGCCUGGUGCUCAACCGCCGCAUGGUGGGCGGCAUCGCGCAGGAGAUCGACGCGCGCUCCGAGGUGCUGCGCAUCGAGCGGGAGCUGGAGGAGGCCCGCGGGAGGCUCACGGCCAUCCGCCAGGCCAAGUACAAGCUGCGCGACACCUCCGGCGACGACACCGACCCCGACCACGCCGGCUACUCCAGCGACGCCUCGCCCGGGCCCAACAGGUUCAAGACCCCGAACAGCAGCUUCGCGAACACGACGUACAGUCCCAACAGCACGUACACGUCGCAGCACACCACGCAGAACGUGACCAACAGCAGCCAGCACGUGACCAACAGCAGCCAGCACGUGACCAACCUGAGCCAGCACGUGACCAACCUCAGCCAGCACGUGUCCAACCUGAGCCAGGCCGUGCACGGCGCGCCGGCCUCGCCCACGUCGCCCAGCCCGCGCCCCCCGCAGUCCACGAACGGCUACCAGCGCGACGACAAACCGCGCAGCCCCUCCUUCACCAGCUUCCGACCCCAGGAGGACACCCCGAAGCAGAACUACGAGGGGUUCACGACACGAGAAAAAACAACCAAUGACAGAACGAUGGGAUCUAAGACGAGCAUGACCGAGGAGACGGUGGUCGUCAAGUCGUUGCAACUGCCGGAGGUUCGUACGGCCUAUUUGAUAGAGGAGGGCGAGACGGCCGAGAAGAUAUUCUACCGUCGCGAGAGACCACCGCCGCCACCACCGAGGCGCGUCUCGCUACUAAACUACGAGACGAAACUGUACGACACGCCGCGACCCAUCAACGAGUAUUACGCGAAGACGGACGAACAACGCCACUUUGAAUCGACCAACCAAUAUUAUAAGGAACAGAAGUUCGGCGGCUACGACGCCCCGAAAGCGCCAAUGAGUCCCAAGUUCAAUGCCCGCGAUCUUAAAUUCGAUGAAAAACCCGAACCUAUUUAUUCCACUCUCAAAAAACCGACUUCUACGUUCGAUGGUGUCGGGCAGACUUUCUCCGAGCACCGGAAGUCUACCGAGGCGAUCCCCGGAGGCACCAAGCAGUCGGAAUUUACCGUGAAGAGCGAAUCGUAUCAAAGUUACCCAAAGACGGAAUUCUUUAAAACGGAAACGCGACAAGAGGUUAAAUCUCCGUUCGCGACUUCGACUCCAUCGAAGUUCGACAAGACGGACUACGCUGACUUCUCCAAAAACAUGGACCUCGUGAAAGCUCCCACGCCGGAGUACGAAAGAAUAUCGUCCCCCUAUGGCAAAGACGUCCAUAGCUACGGUGGACCGAAUUUCUUCGAGGAGACGACCACCGAAGUCAAGGAGAUACCGAAUGGUACCCAAAAGAUUACAAUGACGAAGAUAUACAGCUCCUCGCCCGUCAACUUGACGAGCACCAGCACGAAGUACGAACCGAUAAAACUCGAAGGGAUCGACGAAUUGUCGAAAUUCGAUAACGAUUCGAGGUACAGCACGCUCGACUCUCGCUUCAACACGUUGGAGUCGAAGAUGAGCUCGGACACGAGUCGCUCCUUCAUGAGACCCUCGGAGUUUCAGUCGUCCGACUACCAGGCGACAACCAGCACCACUGCGAAGAAACCCUCCGAUCUGGUGAAAGAGAUCGAUAGCUUGGACAAGAAGUUCUCCAAGCAGACGAUCACCUCCGAAAUCAUCGAGAAGAAGUCGGUGAUGACCAGCUCGCACAAAUCCGAGACGAGUUCGACGGUCACCAAGAAGUUUGGGAACUUUUAAAGGUUUGAGCAUUAGUAUCGGUGUGUUUGAAGUUUAUCAUCAUUUAUGCAUUCGUAGUUUCGUAGUUUCGAGCUUCCAAACUACUUGACAUACAUACAUACAUCUAAUCGUUACUGGCUUUGUGUGUGUUGUCGUUCAGUCAUUUCGUGUGCACGUCUCGUGUGAUUCUAAAAAUAUUAAUAUUUAAAAUGAAGUGGUUUUGUAUUUAAAUUAGUGUGGCUAGUAGUUCGUUAAUUAAUAAAUAUUAUAAUAUAAUAAUACGGAAAUUAUUAACACGAAUUAUUUAUAAUUAAUAUAAUCUUCGGUGCUCUUAGAUUAGACACUCGGUGCCUAAAGACUUGAAUUAAGAUUUGCGAAAAAUUAUUUAUUAAAAUUUACGGUUUUAAAGGAAACUCGGCCAGAGGUUAAUAGUUUAUUGAUCAAUACCUGCCAUCAAUAUAAAUGAGUAUCUAUUUUCGGAUCUAAACCAACCACCAUAUUCCAAACAGCGGGAAUUCAUUGGAUAUAAAACACAUUUAAAAACAUUCUGGCCGAAAUAAAUCUCACGAAGUGUAAUCCUCCGGGAUCCUUACUAGAGUUGCCUUAAAUAAAAUAUAUUUUGUCAAAAUUAAUAAAACAAUUUGUAAAACUAAUUGUGACUGUGUAUCCAUACACUUAAGGGGUUCGGUGAACUUCCUAAUGUGUAGGUCGUGGCAUUUCUGCUACUGAUGAUGUUUGAUAAUGUUUGGAAGAUAGUGAAAGUCUUCACGUCAGAAAAUAUUUAUUAAAAAUCUCAUACUGUGCCUAAAACGUGUGCCACCUAAAUUUUAAUACGGGAGUGCCUUUAAGAGAAAUAACAAAUAUAUAGAUAUAUGUAAUCGCACAUAAAUUACUGUUUUUUUUUAAUUUGACAGACUAUACAACGUAUGUGGACUAUGAAAUUCCACAAAAAACCGACCGUAAAAGAUUUAAAACAAAUUGUUUAUGAAUUAGCAAUGUGGUCGCUAUUUUGUACGGAGUAUGUCUACUCAUAUGUUUUUUUUUAUAUUCUAUUAGUUUUAAAAUAUAGCAUAUAACAAGUGCCAUAGACAGCCCUAACUUAAGUGUAUAUAAUACGAUGUACGUUUAGUGUGUAGUGAUGUUUGGUGCAAUCGUUUAUGUAAUUCAACAUUUAAUAUAACUAAUGUGUAUGAUUUUAUUUAACUAACGGACUAAAUAUGUUUAAUAUUCUGACUGAUUUCAUAAGCUGCUAUUAAAACUAUAAUUUUCACCUUUUUAUGGCUUAAAAACUCAAAUUUGUAUAUCGUAAAGAUUUUGAACAGUUCAAUCUAAAAUAUUCAAAUAUUGAAAUGAAAUCACGAAGUUAAUGGGACUAUAUACUUUUUGAGGUUUUUUUAUGGAAACGUUGAAACAUCAAUAUAGAAAAAAUGAUUGAGCAGCUGAUUUAAAAAAAAAAGCUUAUGAAAUCUCUUAAAAUUAACAAAAUGCACGAUUAUUUAUAAACGUUAAGAUGAAAUUUGAAUUAAAAAUAAAUAUAUAAAAAAAUAUUAUGUAUUUUCUUUGUAGAAGUGUAGUGUCGACAUCGACGAGUCUCGUGAGCGUCUCGACAGGUUAUAAAUAAUAUUAAGUAAACGAACGGUGCCUUAACGCAGCUUAUUUAUUUAAAUAUAAUAGUAUUAAGUAAAGCGAUGCCCGCGAAAGCGAUACGUCCACUGGAGGUAUGGAAACACCAAUUAUAAUACAUUAAUGAACUUGUAUAUAUUUUGACACGUUUGCAUUGACGUAAAAGAAAAAAAAACACUUUUAAAUCUGUAUUUCAAGUACAAUGUCUUGAUGCAAAAUAUAUACUCAAAUAAUUCGUAGGUAAGAACCAGCUCUUUUCAUACGAAAUAUACAAGUCGCAUUUAAUCAUAUAUUUUUAGUAAUGGCAACAUAUAUGUAUAUUUUCUAUUUAAAGGGCUAAUUAAAUAUUUUAAACUUCGUCUAAUGUUAAGAGAUACCAUUUCAAAUUAUAAUGUAAUUGCUUUUAACAGUAACAUGAUUAUUAUCUGUAGUUUACGUUAUUAUAACUAGGAGUAACGUGUAUUUUAUACCUGUAUCGUAUUUUGUAUCUGUGUAAAGUUGUAUUCCAUUCUGAAUUAUAAUACGUUCAAAUAAUAUUUUAACAAUUCAAUUUUAUUUAAAAUGUUGUUUAAAUUCUAUAUGAAAUUGUUAAUUUUUUUUUAUAAUCUUACAGAGUCAUGUCAAAAUUAAUACUUUUUUAGUAUGUAAUUUCAAAUUGAUAUAUAAUUACAUAGUUUUAAGUAUAUAGUACGGUAUAUAAUCUCAGUAUAAUGAACCAAAUAAAUUUGUACUAAUUUUCAAUAUUUCCUUAGUAAUAAUUUCAUCGUUUUGAUUUUUGUACUAACGGAUUAGUAUUUGUUAAUAUUAUUUAGAGAUUUUAUCCAAUUGCGCUCCGCCGGUAGCUGUCACGUGUAGUUGGGGCAUUGUAUGACUUAUAUCUGUAAUAAAUAUUUACUAAUUCUA
Messenger RNA from Vanessa tameamea, 14258 nucleotides. RefSeq names its product rhea (gene rhea). Gene Ontology annotation, molecular function: integrin binding; structural constituent of cytoskeleton; actin filament binding. Gene Ontology annotation, cellular component: ruffle; focal adhesion; cytoskeleton. Bases 699 to 11753 code for a protein of 3684 amino acids. Gene Ontology annotation, biological process: cell-cell adhesion. The transcript is spliced from 58 exons. Lineage: Eukaryota; Metazoa; Arthropoda; Insecta; Lepidoptera; Nymphalidae. The record is from RefSeq and is a predicted model, not a curated record.